AUGCCUGAGAGCGAUAUCGACACCGCACUUCUGACGAUAGGUAAUGGUCCUACAGGCUACGGAUGCGGCCAGCUGAUCAUUCUCGCUGUGAGCUUUGCCACCACCAUGUUCUCGGUGACUGAGUCCAUGGGCAUCGGCUAUGUAAUAGUGCGGACCUCCUGCGAGUGGUCCACCUCGAGGGAGGAAAAGACGUUCAUGGCGAGCGCCCUUCUCGGAGGUAUGGUGGCCUCCGGAUUCUUUCUGGGCUUUCUGGCGGAUAGGUAUGGUCGGAAGUUCACGAUAAGGGCAUCGCUAGUGGGUGCACUCAUAUUUUCAUUCGUUACGGCGUUGAUGCCGAACCAGUACGCCUUCUCCACCACCCGUAUUGUUGUGGGUCUUUUCCUUUCCGGUUCGGCAUCGCUCGCCAUAGGCUUCCUCAUCGAGUUCCAUGCGCCAAGGUGGCGGCCGAAAGUCUCGAUGCUGGUCAGCUUUGCCGUGGGCUUUGCCCUGGUCAGCUGCCCGCUCUUUGCCAUGAUGCUGCUCCCUCAAAAUGUCUCAGUAAAAGUUACCGACAAUUACGUGCUGCAGGACUGGCGCUUUCUCGUGAUGACCCUUGCACUACCAGGAAUUGUUGCCUUAAUUUCAAUUUCCUUCGUGCCGGAGACUCCGUAUUUCCUAUUGUCCGCGGGUCGCAUGGAGGAAGCUAUAGAAUCUUUAAAAUGGGUGGCGAAGAUGAACGGUAAAAUGUGGGACGAUUUGAAAAUAGAGCUGACGCCACUACAUCGAGACACCUUAUUGGAAAACAUGUCCGUCUGUAAAGAGCUUUUCUACGAAACAUUCCGGCUUUUUCGACCCCCGUUUACCUGUAGGUUUGUGGGGUGUUUGCUGAUUCUGUUUGGAGUAUUCUUUAACUCAGUUGGCAUGGGAGUGUGGUAUCCGAUCAUCCGUAAUACACCUGAUACUGGAAAACCUCAGCGGCUGUGCGACAACCCUGCUAUUACCGGAAAAGGAAACCAUUCAUCAUCAGACGAAGACAAGGCGUGCAACGACCAGUUCACGAACUUUCACGACCCCAUCUUUUACGGGUGCGCCUACCUGGUAUUCUACGCGGUUGCUACCGUCCUCGUCCUCUUUAUACCCCGAAGAUAUGUCAUGGCGCUGCACAUCGGUACCGGAGCCAUACUGGGAUUCACCUUAAACUUUGUGACAGAUCCGCUCGCUGUGUUGCUGUGCUUCACUGGCCAAAUAUCAGUACCAGGAGUUCUAGUAUCAUUAUCAUCCUCGGUGAUGGUCGACCUCCUGCCCGUCCAUAUGCGUGGCAAGGCGCUCUGUUUGGGAAGAUCUCUGGCCAGGCUGGGAUCUGUGGUAGGUUCCAUUCUGGUGGGCUUGGUGAUGAAGGUCUCCUGUAAUAUUACCAUCAAUAUCUUUGUCGUCUACUUGGCGUUUUGCACUGUUGUAUGUCUACUACUGCCUAAAGGUCCCUGAAAAUUGAAGCCACCUUUGCUGAUUUGUUAUCAGAGA
Drosophila bipectinata is the source of this 1500-nucleotide messenger RNA. Lineage: Eukaryota; Metazoa; Arthropoda; Insecta; Diptera; Drosophilidae. The record is from RefSeq and is a predicted model, not a curated record.